Molecule: messenger RNA, 660 nt
Organism: Didymodactylos carnosus
Lineage: Eukaryota; Metazoa; Rotifera; Eurotatoria; Philodinida; Philodinidae
Source: the annotation of a GenBank genome assembly
AUGGCUCAAUGUUCUCAUGUGGUGAUCGUAUUACAUGGUUUUGGUGACGAGUGUACUUGGUCAAAUUGGAUAAAAGUCGUUGAGCCAUUAUACAAAGUCGGAUGCUCUCUGAUCGUACUUGAUUUACCUGGCUUCGGUCGGUCAAGUGGACGGGAUACAAUUCAGUCGAGUUGGAAACAAAAUGGACCUGAAAUCUAUGUAGCCAUUCUAUCAAGCUUUGGUAUUAAUAAACCUAUUAGCGUACUGGCAGAAUGUGGUGGGGCGGCUACAUCUAUUCGUGCAAUAAAUCGGUAUCCCAGAUGGUUCCAGGAUCGACAUCAUUUAUUCAAUAAUUCUGUCACUGGAGACUUUGGAGAUUCAUAUCCAGGGGAAUUUGAACAGAAACUAGUCAAAUACAAUAUUCACAUAUUAGUCACUUGGAAAGUUGAUAUUGAUCAUCCAACAUUUUGCGUUGCUUAUAAACGUUGGGAUAAGAACCGAAAAUCAGGUUUUAAGAAUCUUCGACUCGUUGAUCUUCCUCAAACAGCUUAUCGAACUGAUUGGGUCAAAGUCAACAAUAUCGCACGUCUAACUUCCAAAAAUAAAGCUUUCUUUUACGUCAAUACGCCUGAACGUGAAAAACUGAUUAUUCAUGCUAUAUCUCCAAAUGCCAAACUAUAG